CCUCUUCCUCUUCCUCUCUUCCAUCCCCCCCCCCCCCCCAAACUCCUCCACCAAUCUUCACCUUCACAUUCCUUCUACACCUCCACACGCUACAAUCACCAUCAUCGACUUCUCUCUAACGGCCGCAUCCUUUUCGUACUUGCCAUUGCGCUUCAUCCACGUUCAACGAAACCAUCAUCCAUCAUCCUCUUCAAACCAACCCGCCACCCCCAAACAUCGAAACGCCUUCGUCGCGAAAAAAAAAAAAGAACGACACAACCCCGUCGACUCUUCUGCGCCACCACUUCCUUUCCAGCCGUCGACGAUACCAUUCUUUUCAAUGAUAGUCUGCACGUCUGCAUAAUACCCUUCAGACGUGUCGUCUGUCAACAAAUAAGUGGAUUGUGCACACUUGCGGUCGUCCUCUUCGCCGCUCGUUUCUUAGUCGAGUCCACUCCUCACCGAAGGACACGACGCGAGACGACCAGAGCGCUCGACGCUCUGUCCACAAACAUCUCCAGCGGUUGACAGAGAUCUCGUAUACCGAUUGUCGAUACCUAUACUACAUUGCGACACGGGUCUCGAUCUCUUGCGAGUUCACCUCAGCUGCGCUCGUCGUCAUGCGACUCAGACUAAAGCAUAAGUGAACCCACAUCUUGACCCUUUCCUGUAGCUGGAGCCACCUCGAGGCUUCUGCUAGAUUAUGACAGAAAGGACCUUCUCCAUACCACCGCCGAUCGCGCAGAGUCAGCCCGCUUCGCAGUCUCCCGUCACGGCCAACCAUCGAACCGCGCCCGGCGCCGCCACCGACUCUGUUGACGAGGAGCCAUACACCAUCAAGUGCAUAUGCGACUACUCGGACGACGACGGCAACACCAUCUACUGCGAGCGAUGCGAUACGUGGCAACACAUCGAAUGCUUCUACCCUGGUAACGUCGAGGAGGCCUCACGCGAUGACUUCAGCCACUUCUGCGCCGACUGUGACCCACGGCCCUUGGACCGCAGGAAGGCGCACGAGCGGCAGCGCGAGCAGCGACAGGGCAAGCUGCGACAGGACGACGUCGACAAGAAGACCAAACGCCCUCCCUCAAAGAGCCACAAGAAGAAGCCGAAGCCAUCUGACGUCGUGACCAAUGGUAUUCGCGACCACGAUCCGCAUCAUGGCGCGAAGGCCGGCAGCCCGCAUGAUCACACCUCGCAUGCGAAAAAGCCGAAACCCCAUCAACGAUCACAACAAUCCAUCAGCGCGGCCAAGCGAAGCCCGUCGAACCACUCACGCAAUCACUCCCACGCACACCCUCUAAGUCCGGCCACAACACCACCCGACUUACCACAAGACUUCAUAAUACACACGUACUCCAAGCAGUUCCAGGACCUCUGCGGGAAUGAUCCUGGGCCGCAAGAUCUCCAGGCGAACUCGUUCGCGAGCUUAGCCGUCACCGAUUCCAUGUCGAAUUGGCUUCGCGAUCCCCAGAAGCUCCAGGAGGAUGUUGGCGUCGAGAAUUCCCAAGACGUGUUCCGCACAAUAAAACCCGAAGUCGACUUUGACAACUACCCAAGGCCGAAAUUGCAGGUCAAUUCCAAAACAAUCUCCACGAAACCCGAGUUACAAUUGCGCUAUCUGACCGUCUCGGAGACUCUCCGACAGAAGGAGACGAUUAUCGGUGAAUUGAAAGGGCUUGUCGGAUUCCAAAGCACCUUCGUCGAGCUGGAGGGGGAGACGUAUACUAAGCUCUGCCAUCCACCGCCAUUCGUCUUCUUCCACCCUCACCUCCCGCUAUACAUUGACACGAGAAAGGAGGGAACACAGUGUCGAUACGUGCGACGAAGUUGCCGCCCAAACUCGAUAUUGGAAACCUACAUCACCAAUGGAUCCGAAUACCAUUUCUGCUUCCAGACCGAACAACCACUGGCUGCCAAUGCCCAGAUAACACUAGGAUGGGAUUUCAAAUUUAGGAACGGCAAGCGUUUCGUUCACCUUCUAGGAAUCGAAGACGACAACGGCACCGAGCCAGAAAUUACAGAGCAGGAGUACGACGAGCUGAGCGACCUAAUAACUAGCGUCCUCUCGGAUUACGGCGGCUGUGCUUGUGAUGCAGAUAACGAUUGCGCCUUUGUUCGUUUCCAUCGCAACUUCCGAAGCAAGCUGCAGCAGGUGCAAACACUACCUGCGAAACCCAAGAAGCAACGGAGGCCAAAGCAACACGUCUCUCCCAUAAGCACUGGCCAUGCCACAAACAGCCGUGAUGCGAGUGAAGGCAGGCAAGAGGUCUAUGAUGCGGAAGACGACAGCCGCUCCGCGUCUGGUUCGAUUAAACCACGUAGCCGCGACAUGACGCCGUUAACCGCUGGGCUGGAUGCAAACGGGACUGAGCUUGUUUCGGAUCGUGAUAAGAGGAAGCUUGCCGAUAUCGAGAAAACCUUUGAGCAGAUGGAUAAGCAACCGCCUAGGAAAAAGAAGCGCGGCUCUGAUGGGCCGAUACUUCCGACACCAUCGAAUGGGCAUCCACCUAAUCAACGAACAAAGCACAAAUCUGUCUCGCGUACGAAUACGUCCAUAUCCACUUCUAUGCAGGCGAAUGGAACCACCCAGUUCCAGAAGGAUAAGAACAGACACUCUCGACAUGCUUCGGAAUCUCCAACUACUGACGUAUCGCCAAAGACGAUGGGAGCAGCGUCAUCGAAACCCACGUCGCGAUAUGGGUCCGUGCCAGCUCGAUCGCGGCAGCUGUCACCUGUACGGAAGUCUAAUUAUGUCGAUGCGGACACCCAGACAGAUCCGGAACCGGAUGCAUGGUACACCCAAACGCCAAAGCCAAAGAAGAAGUUUGUCCCGCUUAGCAGACGCUUAGUAGAGAACCAACGGAAGUCUUUCGCAGUACAAGAAUCCCGAAUCGCAUCUCUAAUGUCGCAAAUGGAAAUGUCGUCGCGGAUGGAAGGCGUCGAGUCAACAGCGGGCAGCCACCCCCCGAGCCCGGAAGCGAAAACCGCGCCAAAGCCGGAGGAUACCCUGCUGCCGAAUGACGUCGCCGUCGGCUCAGUGGAGCCCCCCGGCCCAGAAGACGGCAAGUCCGUCGCUGAGCAUGCCGAGGGGGCGGCCGAUGUGCCGAUGCCAGACGCGCCUUCCGCCUCCCCGGAAGCGGCAAAGGCACCUCCGCCGACAUUGCCAGGGGUGCUCCACCCGCCGCCACCCGCAACCGCCAGUAUCCCGCCCGACCUAAAAUCCCCGGAUCUGAAAAUCCAGAUGCCUACCUCCGCAACACCCUCCUCCGCUGCUGCUGCCGUCGCGAGCCCAUCGACUGUGGGUACGCCGUUCCCGCAUUAUUUUCCCGCAGGAUCGAUAGCGCAGUCGCCUAUGGGGACGAAUUACCCGUCUACCUUUUCCCCGUCUGUGCUCAGUAGCGUGGGGCAGCAUCCGCCGCCGAUUAAGAAGAAACUUAGUCUUAGCGCGUAUAACGCUAUGCGGAAGAAGCUGCCUGAGGCGUCGAAAUCUGAGCCGCCGAAACCCGAAGCGUCAAAGGCCGAACCAGCACAAACCAAGCCUGCACAAGCUGAGCCGCCGAAAGCCGAGCCGGUGGAGCAGGAGUCGAAGAGUCUUCCUCCUCCGCCGCCGACGGUGACAAAGGAUGCGUCGCCGGCGCAGGCGGGGGAGGGUGAGCAGAAGGGGGUGUCCGAGGCGCCAGUUCCUGUUCCUACUCCUACUCCUGCUCCUGCAGCUAACGCAAAGGCUAGCGAGCCGCAAGUUUUGGAACCUGCCAAGGGCACCACGACGGAUGAUAAGGCGCUGAGCAACGGCAAUACCACCAGCGGCAAUGACAACGCGGUGGCGGCUGUGUAAUAACAAUAACAAAUGGGAAUAUUAAAGUUCAUUUUAUUUCUUUAUGAUAAUUGCUAGGGAAACUCCUGCGAGGGUUGUUACUUUUUAUUACUCUUUUUUUACCUCUGCGCUCCCGCUCUUGUGCGAGUUCAUGUUUCUGUGUGACUUAUACACACGUGUUUGGCAAUGGCAAAAAUCGUUGGGGGGGGAGUUCUUUCUGCUAUUCUACCUUUUUUUACUUAACCCCCCUUUUAUCUGAGGUGGGGGGAGGGUCUUCGAUUUUUUUAUGGCGUUACUUUCGGGGGUUUGGGAUGGGAUGGGAA
Messenger RNA from Pseudogymnoascus destructans, 4119 nucleotides. RefSeq lists its product as uncharacterized. The record is from RefSeq and is a predicted model, not a curated record. The transcript has a single exon. Gene Ontology annotation, molecular function: protein binding. Lineage: Eukaryota; Fungi; Ascomycota; Leotiomycetes; Thelebolales; Thelebolaceae. Bases 683 to 3817 code for a protein of 1044 amino acids.